Messenger RNA from Drosophila sulfurigaster albostrigata, 492 nucleotides. RefSeq lists its product as uncharacterized. The transcript is spliced from 3 exons. NCBI's taxonomy places the organism in Eukaryota, Metazoa, Arthropoda, Insecta, Diptera, Drosophilidae. The coding region runs from base 1 to 492 and encodes 163 amino acids. The record is from RefSeq and is a predicted model, not a curated record.
AUGAAGUCGAGAUUGUUUUGGCCGUCGAGUCAGUCUUGUGGUGUCGCUUGUUGCCUUCACACACAUAUAACAUAUUUUGUACCAUAUUCAAUGCUAAAGUUCUGUUCGCUGCGUCGUGGGGCAAAGCCCAAGCCGGAGGCGCCACCGUUGCCCGCCAAACGUGUGUCCAAAAGUUCGUCGCUGCGGCUGCAGGAUGUCCAUUUGAGCGAUGCACAGCUAUUAAAUGUGCUCAAGGCUCAGCGUGCACGCGGUCCUUUAAUAUUGGCACUCAGCAGCCCAACUGCUAUAACAACAGCUAUACCGGAAGCGGAAGCUUGCCAUCACUGCGGCACGCCAUACUUAAAACGCAAGAGCCAAGCACUUCAAAAUGGCGACACGCCAGCAACACAAGCAACAACAACAAGAGCAGCAGCAGCAACAGCAGGUGAGCUUAGCUUUAGCUUAACGCUGUUGUUGUUAACAGCUUGUUGUUUGUCACGUUCACUUUUGUAG